AUGCCAGCUACAGACUUGGGUGGCCGAAAGUAUGGCAUCGUCGUGGUGGGAGCCUCUGGCUUCACGGGCACACUGAUCAGCACAUACAUUGCAGCCAACCUUCCCACAGAUCUCAAAUGGGCAAUCACUGGUCGGUCGCAGGCGCGGCUCGACAAGCUAGCUGCCAAGUUACGACAAGACUACCCUGACAGGGUGCAACCAGAGCUCGAGGUUGUUUCGCCCGAUGAUGCCAAAACACUUGGAGAGGUAAUUGGAAAGGCCAAGGUGUGCAUCAGCAUUGUUCUUUACCAUGAGGAUGGCGAGAAAGUCGUUCGCGCGUGCAUCGAGCAGCGGACUGACUACGUAGAUUCCGCCGCCGUUCCCAAUUUAUUCAAAGAAUGGAUUGAAAAGUACCACCAACAAGCCCAGGAGAAUGGCGUUGCAUUGAUUCACUCUUGCGGGGUCAUGUCGGCGGAAAUGGACCUUUUUGCCAUCCAUGGCGCCGAGCAGAUUGCCCGAAAGUGGUCGGCAAAGAUGGGAUCAAUGACGCUGCGGGCGGAAGACCAAGGUGCCAACGUGAGCGGUGGCACGAUGCGAACCAUGCUCUCAUUCGCAGGUGCAGGACCGAAAGCGAUGGCUGCAGCCGGCGAUCCGUCCUUCUUGACGCCAGUGCCCUACACCAAGCCCAUCCAAGCGCAGAGUGGUUCACACAAGCAUCCCAUCCUUGGAUUGCUGGCCAGCUCUUCGCCCACAGCCGAUCAGGCUCGUGCCCUCAUCAACAGAACUUGGGGUCUUUUGGGUGGGCCUGAGGGCAGCUGGGGCCCCAAUUUCCAAUACAACGAAUAUGAGCGAGCUCCCUCCUACUUGGGUGCUGUAGGCCAACGGUUCCGCUGCUACAUUAUAGUCACAAUGCUAUCGUUGGUGCAGUACCCAUGGUUCAAGAACCUUCUCAUGCGCUCGGCGCCCGAAUCUGGCGCCGGGCCAACAGAGGAGCAGAGAAAGGCCAUGCCCUUCGCCGCGGCCGCGUUCAUCGAGGCUGAUCCCGCCGUGAAGGAGAAUCGGGGAAAGGGAUGCCUCAUCAAUUUCAGCUACAAGGACGGGGCCUAUCCUCUCUCUGCCUUGAUCACGUCACAGGCGGCAGCUACGCUUCUAUACGAUCGCCAUUUGUCUGCAGGUAUCAAGGGCGGUUGCCUGACGGCCGGAGUGUUGGGUCCAGAUUUCGUGGAGAGGGUUAAGCAGGGAGGUCUUGAGAUUGAGACCACCAUGAUUGAAAAUUGA
This is a messenger RNA of Clonostachys solani, 1257 nucleotides long. The record is from the annotation of a GenBank genome assembly. Lineage: Eukaryota; Fungi; Ascomycota; Sordariomycetes; Hypocreales; Bionectriaceae.